This is a messenger RNA of Boeremia exigua, 1635 nucleotides long. RefSeq names its product kinase-like domain-containing protein. The transcript has 4 exons. The record is from RefSeq and is a predicted model, not a curated record. The coding region runs from base 1 to 1422 and encodes 473 amino acids. Gene Ontology annotation, cellular component: mitochondrion. NCBI's taxonomy places the organism in Eukaryota, Fungi, Ascomycota, Dothideomycetes, Pleosporales, Didymellaceae.
AUGUCGCAGCGCCAUGUCCGCUUCAAUGUCAAUGAGCUUGCGCGUUGUGCAGCCGAAGCUAUUGGAGCGAAAACAUGUGUCAGCAUCUCAAAGUAUCCUGACGGUAUGUAUAACAAGAGCAUGCUGCUUACUAUGGACAACGGCUCUCGAGUUGUAGCCAAAGUUCCGAAUCCAAAUGCUGGGUUACCUCACUUCACCACGGCGAGUGAAGUUGCGACAAUGGAUUUCGCGCGAAACAUUCUUGGAACGCCAGUCCCCAAGGUUCUAGCCUGGUGCUCACGGGCGCACGAGACUCCUGUCGGCGCUGAAUACAUCAUCAUGGAGCAGGUCGCAGGGAUUGAAAUAGAACAAGUCUGGCCAAGUAUGAAGAUUGAAGAAAAAUUUGCUGUUGUUCGGGCUAUCGCUGGGUUCCAAAAGUCCUGGACAUCAGUCUCGUUCACCAAGUAUGGAAGCCUCUACUUUCCAGGAGACCUCGAAGAGGCACCCAGCGAUCAGCCGUUAUACGUGGAUGCAAAUGGCGAUCGUAUCACUGACACGCGAUAUGCUGUCGGCCCAUCAACAGGACGCGAGAAUUUCGAUCAGGGAAGAGGAACAGUCAGCUUUGACAGAGGGCCAUGGAGUUCCCUAGAAGCAUAUCAUACUGCAAUUGGGAACCGCGAGAUAGCAUGUGUCAACCAACUUCCCGAGUUGCCCAAGUCGCCGAUCACACUGUGCGCGCAUCUCUGGCACGAUGAUUUACACGUCGCCAACAUCUUCGUCGACCCCUCUGAACCCACCAAAGUGGUCGCCAUCAUCGACUGGCAGUCAACAGAGCUAUCCCCACUCUACUUCCAAGCCCGCCAACCCCUCAUCAUCGACUACAGCGGCCCGCCCAUCGACGGUCUAGUGCGAUCGCAAUUAAGAAAGGAUUUAGCCAGCCUCGAGCCCGAAGCAAAACGACAAGCCAAGAUCCUCUACUACCAGCAAUCCCUCUGCUCCCUGUUCGCCCUGCUGACGCACAACACAAACCCCCGUCUGCACGCCGCCCUCACGUACCAAGACACCGACGCAUUCACCCUCCUCGUGCUCGCGCGCAACUUGUCCAUCCACGGCGAAGCCCUCUAUCUCGCCCGCGUCGCCGAGCUGCAAGACGAAUGGCCCGCCUUCGCCGACACCACGGCGCCGUGCCCGUUCAGCUUCUCGGCCCGCGAGCGCGCUGAGAUGGAGGCUGACGCUGAGGGUGCGCUGAGGGGCAUGCACGCCAUGCGCGCGAUGCGCGAGUGUAUCGGGACGCUGUUCCCGGAGCAGGGGGUCGUGAGGCACGAGGUGUACGACGAGGCUGUCGACGCGCUGGAGCAGAUGCGGGAGCAGGUUGUUGGGUUGUAUGCGAAGACGGCGGAGGAAAGGGAGGUGUGGGAGAGGGUGUGGCCGUGGAAGGGGUGAUGGGCGGUCUUCGCUUGGGGACAUGGGGGACGGCGGGUAAUGCGAGGCGAGUUUACGGACAGAAUGGGAGUGAAGGAAAUUAGGUGGUACUGCUUCUUCAAGAGAUGGUGACAUGCGACAACGCUUCCUCCCAUCCACGGCAACGCACACCCCCACCCCAUCACCACCGCUGCACAAAGCAAAGCAAGAAGCGGAUAGCAGAGCAAGAAGCAU